GUUAAAUGUCAACCAUGUCAACAAACAAACGUCAAAACAUCACAACCGAGGAGGUUAGAUCGUUUGAAUCGAUGGAAUUAUUGGGUAUUUGGUUUAAGUUCUUUAUAAAUUUGCAUCAAUGUUCCAUUUACGGGCGUGUUUCCAUGUUUCCGUUAAACUGUACCGACUACCCGUAGUUUAUAACAUAAUCAACCAUUAUCAAUUACUCCGCACCAGUGCUAUCACCGUUUCAAAAUCAUUAAUUGGCUGUGAGAAUAAAUAUGUUCAUGCCGUUUUGGAAAUUAAUCCGAAAUGUAGAGUGUUGCGAGGCGAACAAUACGAGACGAAUGACAUCGAAUCUGUGGAUAUUAAUUUCGAUCAAGAUUGGCGAAACGCUACAACAGCUGGCAUUGUGGAGUGUCUAGAAACAAUCGGAAAUUAUUGCAAACAAAAUGGUACAACGAUAUCGGAUAAAAGGUUCGACAAAUUUGUGGAUGUUUGCACGGAACGUUGCUUCGAUUUCACCGAUCAUCAAUUGAUUCAGUCAUUACAAAUAAUGAUUCGCUAUCCGCUUACGGAAUCAUCCAAAUCGAGAAAUUUUGUCAAACUGUGGCACGCUUUUGACGAUGCCUGCGUUAAACGAAUCGACACAUGGGACUUUAAUACGAUUUUGUAUAUGUGUGAUCACUGGCAUAUGCUGCAUUUGGGAAGAUUGAACCAAUUCAAUUGUCUGGGGAGUCUGAAAAUUGGCAGAAAACUUAAAAAACUGCCGUCUCAUCAAUUGGUUCAACUCAUGUUCUAUGUCAGUCUUAGGAGAAUUCAAAUACUGCCUAUGUAUGAAAUCGAAAGUAAUUUUGUGAAUUCGUUGGACGACUAUAGCUUAGACGAGAUAGCAGUUGUGUGUAUCGGAUUUUUCAAAACACAGGCGACAUUACAAAUUCCGGAAACGGUUGAGAAGAUUAGCAAACGAUUGAUACAUGAGAUCGACAAGGUAGACAGCAUAGCGAUCAGCUGUAUCUUAAAGGCUCUGCGCCGUUCGUGUAAUAUCUAUCAAAUUGCCUUGGUGCGGGAAGUACUCGAUGCCAUUAACGGUCAACUGUCUCGGCUAUCAACGUUGGCCUGCUUACAAGUAGCUAUCUUAGGAACGAAUCUUCACGUAUGUCAUCAAAGUUGCAUCGAGCAAAUUUUGCACCGUUUCAUCAACGACAUUGAGUCGAUUCGUUUGAAAGAUUUCGAACGGAUCAGCUAUGUGAUGGGUUUCUUUGAUUUCGAAUCGGAGAGCAACAUUGAGAACCGAUUGUGUCAACAAUUUUUGACUGAGCUGAAAAAUCGAAACGAUGAGAUUUUGCGGUAUCCAAAAUGCUUCGCGUUGUGUUUACAUUACUUGAGCUUGAAAGGAUGCCACGACGAAGAAAUGAUAUCGUUGGCUUUGAGCACGCCGUUUUUAAGUGCGACAUACGGGAAACAAACCGUUUACAACCAGGAAAUCUUCAGCUUGGACUCUUAUGUGAAGAUUAAUUUGAAGGAAACGUAUGCGGGCAAUGAAUUGACAGACAUAGAUCGCCGACACUUGGGAAAUGUAUUGUGCCGGCAUUUAUCCGAUUGUUAUGAUGAUUAUAGUGCUACCGAUAAGAUAUUGAUGGAACUUAAGGAAACAUCCGACGAGCUGUUUACCCAUUCUUACUUGGCACACGUACUGCCCCAUUUUGAUCGAUCCGACAUAAUUAUUGCAUACAACAAAUAUUCUAACACUGGCAUCGACAUUGCUCACAAUCUGCGGCAACAUUAUACUGGAAAGAUUAUCGAUCGGUCUAUGUUAGUGGACGGCCUUAACACCGAAGCUGCAAAUGUAGAGAUCUUUAAUAUUAUAGUCGGUGGUUGGAACAGUUAUGUUAGAGAUACGCCGAAAUUGAACGGAUUCAUGAGACAGAAGAUUGAACAAUCGAAACUCCUUGGCCUACGUCCAGUUUUGAUUCCGGGCACCGAAUGGACGAGACUGAAGAAAUGUGAUAGGAAACACUAUGUUAAAUAUAAAAUAAAUAUGGCGCUGCAAGCAAAAUAAUUUUAUUUUUCAAAUAAACGAAUUUCGUCGGAUAGAAAACACGGUCACGUUA
Bradysia coprophila is the source of this 2093-nucleotide messenger RNA. Its product is annotated as FAST kinase domain-containing protein 5, mitochondrial-like. The record is from RefSeq and is a predicted model, not a curated record. Lineage: Eukaryota; Metazoa; Arthropoda; Insecta; Diptera; Sciaridae.